GAUGCUGCGUGGAAGCCGAAGCCGCUCUUCCCGGGUGGCCCCUCCCGCCAGCCGGGCCGCUCAGAUGAGGGCUGCUCCGAGACAUGAGCCUACAGCUCAGCCUCCAGCUGCAGCCGCACCAUCUGCAGUUGGCUCCCCUGCUGCUGCACCCAGGCAGCCAGGCCUGAUGGCCCAGAUGGCACUCACUGCAGCUGGUGUGGUCAUGGGCUCUGCAGUGGGUCACACCCUGGGUCAUGCCGUCACUGGGGGCUUCAGUGGAGGAGGCAGUGCCGAGCCUGCAAGGCCUGACGUCACUCACCAGGUAUCCCAGGGAACCCAGGACCAGCAGUCUCGAGGGCCAUGCUCUCUUGAGAUCAAACAGUUUCUGGAAUGUGCCCAGAACCAGAGUGACGUCAAGCUGUGCGAGGGCUUCAGUGAGGUGUUGCGACAGUGCAGAUGGUUUAAUCCAACCAAGAAGUUCAAACGGAAGAAAUUGAAAUGGACUCUGCCUAAUUUAUAGUGCAAGUGUGGACCCUGAGUAAACAAGCCUUAUUUCUAAUA
Mesocricetus auratus (golden hamster) is the source of this 540-nucleotide messenger RNA. Its product is annotated as coiled-coil-helix-coiled-coil-helix domain-containing protein 2-like. The record is from RefSeq and is a predicted model, not a curated record. The transcript has a single exon. Gene Ontology annotation, cellular component: nucleus; mitochondrion. Gene Ontology annotation, biological process: mitochondrion organization; positive regulation of transcription by RNA polymerase II. Bases 2 to 499 code for a protein of 165 amino acids. Lineage: Eukaryota; Metazoa; Chordata; Mammalia; Rodentia; Cricetidae. Gene Ontology annotation, molecular function: sequence-specific DNA binding.